Molecule: messenger RNA, 1253 nt
Organism: Pseudonaja textilis
Lineage: Eukaryota; Metazoa; Chordata; Lepidosauria; Squamata; Elapidae
Gene: ARG2
Product: arginase 2
Cellular component (GO): mitochondrion; cytoplasm
Molecular function (GO): manganese ion binding; arginase activity
Source: RefSeq, a predicted model, not a curated record
GAGGGGCCAAAGGUGCAGAGGCUCGACAAAGCCUCUGCUGGUUAUAAAGCUGCGGUCUUCCAGGCUGGCGCCGGCGCGGUUACGGAGCGGGUGGGUUGCGCGUGGCUCUCCUUCCCGAGGUCUCUCUAUUCGCCGCCAUGGCUGUUCGUGGCAGUUUCGCUCGGCUCCUCCAUCAAGCGGGCUCCCCUCUGCUGGUCCCUCGGAAGCUCUCCCAUUCGGUGGCCAUCAUUGGGGCUCCCUUCUCCCGGGGCCAGAAAAAAAGAGGAGUGGAUCACGGUCCUGAAGUGAUCCGGAAUGCGGGACUGGUCGGAAAGCUCUCCAGCAUGGGUUGUCAGGUAUAUGAUUUUGGAGACUUAAGUUUCACCCCGGUGCCCAAUGAUGAACUGUACAACAACCUGGUCAAGUACCCACGCUCUGUAGGAUUAGCUAGCCAACUUCUGGCUGACGCUGUGAAUGGAGCUCUGGCAGCUGGACAUAGCUGCAUAACCAUUGGAGGUGAUCAUAGUUUAGCACUUGGUUCCAUCAGUGGACACGCAAGGCAGUACCCACAUCUCUCUGUGAUCUGGGUUGAUGCCCAUGCUGAUAUUAACACUCCACUCACAAGCCAAUCAAGAAAUCUCCAUGGGCAGCCAGUUUCAUUUCUUUUAAGAGAACUUCAGGAUAAGGUGCCAUUGCUUCCUGGAUUUUCCUGGCUGAAGCCCUGUCUUUCAUCGUCAGAUAUUGUAUAUAUUGGUCUGAGAGAUGUUGAUCCUGCUGAACAUUAUAUUCUGAAGAACUAUGGAAUUCAAUACUUUUCAAUGAGACAUAUUGAUGAUCUUGGAAUCCAGAAAGUGAUGGAAAAAACAUUCGAUCAUCUUUUGGGAAGAGGGCCAAGACCAAUCCAUCUGAGCUUCGACAUUGAUGCCUUUGAUCCAUCCCUGGCUCCAGCAACAGGGACACGUGUCUUAGGUGGAUUAACGUAUCGUGAAGGCAUGUACAUUUCUGAAGAAAUACACAACACAGGUCUGCUUUCAGCUAUGGACCUUGUAGAAGUAAAUCCAUUCCUUGGCGCUUCACAGGAAGAAGUGAACGCAACAGCUGGUUUGGCAGUAGAUGUGAUUGCUACAAGCUUUGGGCAGACGAGAGAAGGAGCACACAUUGUUUUUGAGAAUCUACCAACACCUAAUUCGCCGGAUGAAUCGGAAAAUGAAGAGCAAGUCCGGCUUUAGGGUCUCCCAAGUGGCAUAGAUGCCACAUAAAGGGCAUUAUGUAUA